AUCUCAAUUAGUCCUUCGGUUUUUUCCUGCUCAUUCUUUUCUUUUCCCUCAUUAUCAGGAUCUAGAAAAUGUAAUAGGAGUACUAAGAACUUUUAAAUUCAAACUAUGUUAUAAUGUUAAUAGUGUGAUAUUUCUUGGUGGUCCAUUGACAUGCUACUGAAAAAAUUCCGGGGAUUUAAAUAUAACACAACACAACAGAGACAAAUUUUGCUUCAAUGGCUGAGCUGUUCAGGGUCAAGGGAGAACACUAGUAGAUAUUUUUUUCUACUCUUUUUCAACUUAACUCUGCCAUUUCAAGAUUUCAUAUCAUAUCAAGAACCAGUUUCACACAGCUUAUAGCUAUCUCUACCAAGAAAAGUUCUUUAGAAAAAAGAGAAAAAGCUAGCUCAACCCCCAUUCCCCACACCACCCCCGUGUUCACAUUUUUGUAUAAAAGUAAACUAAAAGCCAUUUUCCUUGGGCUUUGUUCACUCUCACAAAAACAUGACCUAAAAUAUUAACACUCCCCAUUCGGCCAUUCUUCCCCUUUUCCCUCCACUUUUUCCUUUUACCUUUCCCAUUUCUUCUCUUUUUUCCCAUCACAAAACAAACCAUCAGUCUAUCACCAUACUCCUAGCUUCUACCUUCUCAUUUUAGAACAUGGCCACACCUCAAUCAAUUUAUUCUCUUUCAAGAAUAACCAAGCCUUUUCUGCCUUUUUAGCUCAUUUUUCCUUCCAAGAUUACUACUUUAUUGUUUAAUAUCAAAUUCCACGAAAGUUAAAUUCUUUUCAAACGGAGAUAAACAAGAAUAUCUCCGACGGAAAUACCGUACAGUCCAUUUUAAACCUCAAGAAACUUUCUUAUUCGGAUUCUCUAAAGAAUUUUUGGUUUUGGGUAUUCUUCAAAAUGUCCUCUACACCAGCUGAAGAUCCUCAACAACAACAGCAACAGCUACUACCACCGCCCAUGUUUAUGGGUCAACAAGCUUAUUCGGAUCGCCCGGGUCACGGGUCGGUUGGACCCGUUAUCGCUGUACUAGCGGUGAUAGCUGUACUGGGAGCCAUUGCUGUGAUGAUAGGCAGGUUGUGUUCGGGUCGGAGGAUAAUGGGUCGGGGUCAGUACGACUUU
Messenger RNA from Nicotiana tabacum (common tobacco), 1109 nucleotides. The record is from RefSeq and is a predicted model, not a curated record. Lineage: Eukaryota; Viridiplantae; Streptophyta; Magnoliopsida; Solanales; Solanaceae.